Leguminivora glycinivorella is the source of this 1889-nucleotide messenger RNA. RefSeq names its product probable RNA-binding protein 18. NCBI's taxonomy places the organism in Eukaryota, Metazoa, Arthropoda, Insecta, Lepidoptera, Tortricidae. The record is from RefSeq and is a predicted model, not a curated record. Bases 160 to 738 code for a protein of 192 amino acids. Gene Ontology annotation, molecular function: RNA binding. The transcript has 6 exons.
AGUGUCAAAUGGAGAAUAGUUGUUUAGCGUUUCUCAGCUUUCUGUGUGAAUAAAAAUCAAUAUGUAUUUUGUGGUGUAUAGAGAGAUUCAGUCGUAGAAUGUACCAAUUAUAGCAGUGAUAUUCAGUAGUUCUAUGUUAUAUUACCGAUAGUAAAUACAAUGGACGAAGCAAGCGUGCCUUUACAUUUGGAGCCGAUGCAGCCCAAAGACCUCUGCGAGAAGAGGCUGUGGAUCGGCAACUUGGACACUAGGGUUAAUGAGUAUCAACUACUGAAAAUGGUCCGCGUGUACGGCUCUAUCGAGAAGUUCGACAUGCUGUUCCACCGCAGCGGGCCCUCCGCGGGGCAGUCGCGCGGGUUCGCCUUCGUCACGUACCAGCGGCGGCAGGACGCCGUGCUGGCGAUGAACUCGCUUAACGGACAGCUGCUGGGCUGUAAGAAGAUAUGUGUCAAGUUCGCUAAGAACUCUGCGGAAGACCAAGACCGCCCCAAGCCUGAGCUAGGCAUACCAGCCCUCUCCGGAGCCAAGCCCGAACUAAAACUAAGCAAGAAGACCGCCAUCCAGUCCAUCGAGGCCAAACUGAAGAUGAUGGAGAACAUGAAAGCAGGUGACGACUUCGUAGUCAACAAACUGGCGGCGAACGAAGCGCCUAUUAUUAAGCAGUAUCAGACGAAACAACAGCCACAGAAGUCUGGCACGUCCUUUAGACGGCGGCAUCCUUAUCAUAGGAAAAGAUAAAUAUUUGCUUAUAGUUAUGUAUACAGGUCAUAAGUUACAUAAGUUGAACAAAUGGAAAAGAGAGAAGCAACCGUUGUGCCGAAUUGAUAAAUAACCACAAAAUUGAAAUUUUGAAAAAUCCCUGACCGCGACAUAGUGGACCGAUUUUCAUGGAACAUGGCUAAGAACACUCCCGACUAACUCAGCUUUCAAACAAAAAAAAACUAAAUCUAAAUCGGUUCAUCCGUUCGGGAGCUACGAUGCCACACACACAGACAGACAGUCAAACGUCAAACGUCGUCGUUUUUGCGUCGAGCGAUAAAUUAGACUAUAAUUAUGACUAGUAAUAUUUCAGAAGCCUGAAAUAUGUAUUAGUUAUAAUUGUUAUGUUAAUGAAAGCUGCAAUCAAUUCAACAUACAGUAACUGUUCUCGGGACUGUACUUUCGCUACCAUUUCAUUUAUGUAAAAAGUGCAUAAAAUGUCAAGAAUGUCACAAAAUUUGAAGUAAUGUGUGCUUGGUAACUAAGAACCCUUGUUUAAUUGAAUGAGAUUGUCGAAUAUACUUAUAGAUAAAUAAUAAAUAGUUCACUGCCAAGUUUAACCUUUGCUUUAUUCGACAUUUGCUAUCAUUGAUCAUUAUCAAAGAGAGUUUAUUAAUAUAAAAUAAGUACAAUGUCGUAUGGAAAUUCUUGAUAUUCGCUAAAGCAAUAUUUACGCAAAUUAUAAUGUACAACAAUUUGCCUUCUCAUCGCUUUCCACAUUUUGGUGUACAUACAGUUUGAAGCAACUAUAUAAGUUAUAUACUGGCAACACCGGCAGGCUAUUUAAAUUAAAAAAUGUUGCCAAUUUCUAAACUACGUCUCACAAAUCUCAUCUAAUAAUUUAUUCGUGGUUAUUUUACAAUUAAGUCAAUCAGUAUUAGGAAAUUAAAUACAAAAGUACUUAUCUCUUAUAAAAUAGUUCAAGACAAACAUUGUAUACUUACAAAAUAUCAAAUAAUAGUGUUCUUUAUCACAGAAUAUAUUGUAAUAUACAGACUUGUUCAAGUCUCUAUGUAGUUGUAUCACAUCACUGAUUUUUUUUAUGUAACUAUAAAUUAUUUGUAUUUCCUAAACUGUAAAUUAGACUUCACUUUAAAUCCCUGUGGAGCUCAUGGCGCAAUUUCAUUAGU